Molecule: messenger RNA, 1320 nt
Organism: Arvicola amphibius (Eurasian water vole)
Lineage: Eukaryota; Metazoa; Chordata; Mammalia; Rodentia; Cricetidae
Gene: Erich2
Product: glutamate rich 2
Exons: 12
Coding region: 1-1320 (439 amino acids)
Source: RefSeq, a predicted model, not a curated record
AUGGAAACCGACCUUCCACUCCCCCUGUCUCCGGCCUUUCUUAAAGUAACCAGGGUACGUGCUCAAGUCUGCCCCAGGGUAUGCGCCCCCAACUUGACCCACAGCGUGACCCCCAGGCCCGCGGGACGCUGGGCAACCCGCGCCGCACGCUCCACCCUCCGCGUGGUUCCAUCAGCUAGCCCAACCCCCGGCCCGCCCCCGGCCCGCUCCCUGCGCCCCACCCCGGGCCCGCCGCGCUCCGCCCCGCUCGCUCCACCGCUGCGCCCGGCCGUCCGGUCGCUGGGCGGCUCCCGCGGCUCCCGGGGCUCCAGCGGCAGCCCCUCCUGUCUCCAUGGCGACGCGGCGUCCCAGGCUCGCAGCUCUGAACCCAGCGCGGGCUGCGAGCGGGUCUGGCCCUCCUGGUCAACCCUUCGAGGGAUCUCCUUGGCAGGGUCGCCAGCGGGUUGGGGCUCUGGAGCCCCACGGCUGCCGAGGCACCGCCCGAGAAGUCUUGACCCUGAAUUUUGUAUUCCAGAAAUCCCCAGAAACUACCUAGACAAGAAAGAUGUUGUAAAGGCAUCAAAAAGCAGACCGAAUGGCACAUUGCUAGUGUUUGACCCAAAGGAAAAAGUGAUGAUUGACCCAAAUAAAACAAUGCCACAAUGCUUUGGACGAAGACCAAGGUUGGCAAGCAAGCUUUAUAGUUCCCCAACACAGAUCUCCCUGGGAAUAGCUAAUACAUUCUCAGCAAAGAAAGAACUCUGUGCAAAGAAGACUGAAGAUAAAGUCUCUUCAAAAAGUUCGGAAAGCAGACCAUCCUCAAGGAGUAUUGAAAAUAAGGAUGUCUUAACCAAUCAGCAAUCUGACCUGUGGUUAUCUUCCUUCCUUAAAGAAAGAGCAGGCGAAGUGGACAAAGAUACAAUCCUUGCAAAGCACGAGAAAAACAGUGCGUAUUGCCUUGAGGACAUCGAGGAGAAGUUGUCGGGUUCGACGGACGGCGAUGAUGACGAUGACACCAAUGACGAAGAUGACGAAGGCCCCACUAAAAAGGAGACUCGUGCCCCGCUAGAGUUGAUGGCAGAAUUCCUGAGAGCAGAAAUGGGCCGAGACUACCAGCUGGCCAAAAAGUUAUGUCAGAUGAUCCUAAUCUAUGAACCAGAAAAUCCUGUGGCCAAGGAAUUUUUCUCACUUAUUGAAGAAAUAUUGCUAAAGGAGAAAGCUCAGAAGCAGGAGGAGGAGGAGGAAGAGGACAGCGAAGAGGGCACCAGCAGCGAGAGCGAGGCGGAGAGCAGCGAGGAAGGGAGCGAGGACAGCUCCGACGAGUGUGAGGACGGGUCCUGA